Messenger RNA from Arachis ipaensis, 891 nucleotides. Lineage: Eukaryota; Viridiplantae; Streptophyta; Magnoliopsida; Fabales; Fabaceae. The record is from RefSeq and is a predicted model, not a curated record.
AUGAAUGUGUUAGAUAAGUUUACUGUUGACUUAGGAUCUUCUGAGUGCUCUUGUAGAAGGUGGCAGUUGAGUGGAAUACCUUGUGUCCAUGCAAUUAGUUGCAUUAAGUUCAAAGGGCUUGUGUUGGAACCUUAUGUGGCUGACUGCUACAAGAGAGAAGCAUACUUGAGGUGCUACGAGGUAGUAAUUCACCCAUUGAACGGACCUGACCUAUGGGAGAUUACACCACAUCCUGAUGUAAUGCCUCUCCCAUACAGAAGGCCUAGUCACAGGCCAGUCAAAAAAAGGAAACCAGCUGCUGGAGAUGAAGAACAGAGCAGUCACACUCACAUGUCCAGGAAAGGGGAGAAACAAAGGUGCUCUAUAUGUGGUGUUGUUGGACAUAAUAAAAGAAGAUGCCCUAAACCUAUUGAGAAUGAGGCCCAAAAUUCCAAGAAACAAAGCAAGGGCAAGCAAUUCAGGGGAAGCAACAACUCUAUCCCUCCAGCUGCUAAGGGAGGAAAGAAAAGUGCAUCUACACAGCCCACUCCCAAACUUACUGUCAAGAGAAAAGUUGCUUCAGCAACACAGCCAACAAGUUCAGCCCAGUCUAACACUGUAGCACAGCCAAAAAGGCCUAGAGGCAGGCCCAAGGGGACCACGAAGCCCACACCUUCAGCCCAACCUGAUCCACCACCCAGGAAGAUUGUAGGCCCAAAAAGCUCAGCACCUUUAACUUCAUCAUCACAACCAACCACCACAAAUCUUCCAGCAUCUCAGCCAUCCCUUGCCACAGCUUCAAGCCAACCCACUGGGCACUACUCUGUUAGCUUUACUGGAGGACCUCAUGUUUCUCCUAGGAAACUGAAGUUAAUGGCAAAGUUGCCUCCAAGAAAAUGGGGAUUGCUUUAG